AUGAACCAUGCUGGCUCUGGUGCUGAUGACGAGGAUCUGCUUCAAGAGCUCGUUCCUGCUUUUCAACAGACACCUCCUGUUCGACUACUUUACCUGCAGGCAGCGAUUGCUCACAUUAUUGGAUCUUCGACAGUCGCUGAGGCCACCAAUCAGAUUCAAGACGGCCUGGAUCUUAUUGAGCUUUGUGGUGCAUUACUGACAUUCCCCAUUCCUCGAUGCUCAAUCAUCACCGUGAAGAAACACUUAGGACUCCAAACGGAUGACUAUGUUUUGAGGAUCCCUAUAUGCGAUGUAUGCUACAAACGCUACUCUCUCGAUGACAUUCAGAAACUCGACACCCCUAUAUGCACGGUCUCUCGUUGCAAAGGGAAUGUGUAUCAUACCAAACAUGAACAUACAGACCCCGCAACAGAUAUCGAUCGCACAGAGCUCUCAGAUGAUGACUUGAUGCAUGAUAUACACGACGGCGCUGAGUGGACGAAGCUCGAAGUUGGUCUCAAGCGGGUAUGUUUACCUGAUGGCAGCAUCACAGAUAUCGAGGAGUCCCCAGGCUCAUGGCGUCUGCUUGUUUGCUGUGACGUUGGACUCAGUAUGACACUCAACAUUGACUGGUUCAGAAUCACUGAGGGUAGACCUCAUUCCUUGGGUGUGGUGUAUAUUUCCUUCAAUAACUUACACCGAUCAGUAAGAUACCUCAUGCACAAUGUCCACCUGGCGCUUGUCAUCCCAGGACCCAAGGAACCAAGUCUCGAGAACCCCGCGAUAACCUACAACUCCCGUAACAGCCGGAUCUUCCAGCAAGGCGAAGAGAUUGCAGAACGUCUACGCACUUUGAUUUGCCACCGUUUUAAGCCCUCAUUUGUGCGACUGUAA
Messenger RNA from Suillus subaureus, 873 nucleotides. RefSeq lists its product as uncharacterized. NCBI's taxonomy places the organism in Eukaryota, Fungi, Basidiomycota, Agaricomycetes, Boletales, Suillaceae. Bases 1 to 873 code for a protein of 290 amino acids. The transcript is spliced from 3 exons. The record is from RefSeq and is a predicted model, not a curated record.